Anopheles coluzzii is the source of this 21511-nucleotide messenger RNA. RefSeq names its product sodium channel protein para (gene para). Lineage: Eukaryota; Metazoa; Arthropoda; Insecta; Diptera; Culicidae. Gene Ontology annotation, cellular component: voltage-gated sodium channel complex; plasma membrane. Gene Ontology annotation, biological process: neuronal action potential; sodium ion transmembrane transport; membrane depolarization during action potential. The transcript is spliced from 35 exons. Bases 812 to 7210 code for a protein of 2132 amino acids. Gene Ontology annotation, molecular function: calcium ion binding; voltage-gated sodium channel activity. The record is from RefSeq and is a predicted model, not a curated record.
AAUAACGUUGCGUAUUGCAGUAUGAGACUUUAGUGACGAACGGACGAACGUAAGAAUUGCUGCAUUCGAGUUAAUAGUUUCUUUUAGAAUUGAUAUUUGAAGAAUUUACUCUGACUCCUUAGUGCGCAAAGAUAUUUCAUCUAUUAAAAAAAAGCAAAAAAUAAAUCAAGUGUCCAAGAGCGAACAACUAGAUGCGUAUAUUGCGGUAGUGAAUGAAUGUAAAUGAGUGAGUGCCGGUGUAUAUAUAAUGCAAAAAGAUGCCCGUAUAAGUACGUGAAUCAAUAGUUGGAAACGGCCUGUUCGAUACCAUCGAUUUGUGUUUUUUUACUUAUGUGUGGAGUAACAUUUCCCUUAGCUAUGUGCGAAUUAUAAGUGAUUAGUGCCAGAUAAAUUGCUUAGUAUUUCGAACAUCUUCAUUAUCUUCAUUAUCAGAGCCAGAGCCGGAACUACGUGAAAUAAGGAAUAGCAGUGGUAGUAAUGCAACCGCAGUACUAGCAAUAUUAGUAUUACCGCCAGCAACACAAAGGCUUAGUUAAAGAAAUCGAAUAGUUGAAAAGCAACUAUAACUACACGCAGCAGCUGCGACAAGCUUUUACGAAUCAAAAAGCUUUUGAUUGAUUUUGCUCUACGCUACGAUAUAACUAUAUUACAGUGCUUUCGAGAAAGUGAGAUAUUCAUCGAAACACUUGGAUGGAAUAAAUGCGUCAUGAUUAUUACAAUGACGCUCUACAUAACACUGUGAUCUGUGGAAAGAAAUUGAUGAGCCCCAUGCCUUGGUCAUCAGAGGCUCUCAUUGUUGGCCAUAUAGACAAUGACCGAAGACUCCGAUUCGAUAUCUGAGGAAGAACGUAGUUUGUUCCGUCCUUUCACUCGUGAAUCAUUACAAGCUAUCGAAGCACGCAUUGCAGAUGAAGAAGCCAAACAGCGAGAAUUGGAAAGAAAACGAGCUGAGGGGGAGAGUGAUUUUGGUCGGAAGAAAAAGAAAAAAGAAAUACGCUACGAUGACGAGGAUGAGGAUGAAGGUCCCCAACCGGACCCUACUCUUGAACAGGGUGUACCAGUCCCAGUUCGAAUGCAAGGCAGCUUCCCCCCGGAGUUGGCCUCCACGCCUCUCGAGGAUAUUGACAGUUUCUAUUCAAAUCAAAGGACAUUCGUAGUGAUUAGUAAAGGAAAAGAUAUAUUUCGUUUCUCCGCAACUAACGCAUUAUAUGUACUUGAUCCGUUUAACCCCAUACGCCGCGUAGCUAUUUAUAUUUUAGUACAUCCACUGUUUUCACUUUUUAUAAUAACGACCAUUCUUGUUAAUUGUAUAUUGAUGAUUAUGCCUACCACGCCGACAGUCGAAUCUACCGAGGUGAUAUUCACCGGCAUCUACACGUUCGAAUCAGCUGUAAAAGUGAUGGCGCGAGGUUUCAUAUUACAACCGUUUACUUAUCUUAGAGAUGCAUGGAAUUGGUUGGACUUCGUAGUAAUAGCAUUAGCAUAUGUAACUAUGGGUAUAGAUUUGGGUAAUCUUGCUGCGUUGAGAACAUUCAGGGUAUUACGAGCUCUUAAAACGGUAGCCAUCGUUCCAGGCUUAAAAACCAUCGUCGGAGCUGUUAUAGAAUCCGUAAAGAAUCUCAGAGAUGUGAUAAUUUUAACAAUGUUUUCGUUAUCCGUGUUUGCUUUGAUGGGUCUACAAAUCUACAUGGGAGUACUAACACAAAAGUGCAUAAAAGAGUUCCCAUUGGAUGGUUCCUGGGGUAAUCUAACCGACGAAAGCUGGGAGCUGUUCAACAGCAAUGACACAAAUUGGUUCUAUUCCGAGAGUGGCGACAUUCCUCUUUGUGGAAACUCAUCUGGAGCUGGACAAUGUGAUGAAGGCUACAUUUGUUUACAAGGCUAUGGCAAAAAUCCAAAUUACGGGUAUACAAGUUUUGAUACAUUCGGAUGGGCAUUCUUGUCUGCCUUUCGUCUAAUGACUCAAGAUUAUUGGGAGAAUUUAUAUCAACUGGUGUUACGAUCAGCUGGACCGUGGCACAUGCUCUUCUUCAUUGUGAUUAUCUUCUUGGGUUCGUUUUACCUUGUAAAUUUAAUCUUGGCCAUUGUCGCCAUGUCGUACGACGAACUCCAGAAGAAGGCCGAAGAGGAAGAGGCCGCCGAGGAAGAAGCACUUCGGGAAGCAGAAGAAGCUGCGGCAGCAAAGGCAGCUAAACUGGAAGCACAACAAGCGGCCGCAGCAGCAGCGGCGAACCCAGAAAUCGCUAAAAGCCCUUCGGAUUUCUCCUGUCACAGCUAUGAGUUGUUUGUCGGACAGGAGAAAGGCAACGACGAUAACAAUAAGGAGAAAAUGUCCAUUAGAAGCGAAGGAUUGGAGUCGGUGAGCGAAAUCACAAGAACAACCGCACCAACAGCUACUGCAGCUGGCACUGCAAAAGCCCGUAAAGUGAGCGCGGCUUCACUUUCAUUACCCGGUUCACCAUUUAAUCUUCGUAGAGGAUCUAGAGGAUCACACCAGUUCACGAUACGUAACGGUAGAGGACGUUUCGUUGGUGUACCUGGUAGCGAUAGAAAACCACUGGUACUAUCAACAUAUCUCGAUGCACAAGAACACCUGCCAUACGCUGAUGAUUCCAACGCGGUAACGCCGAUGUCGGAAGAAAAUGGUGCAAUCAUCGUUCCAGUAUACUAUGCUAAUUUAGGUUCAAGGCACUCGUCGUAUACUUCGCAUCAGUCGCGUAUUUCGUACACAUCUCACGGUGACCUGCUCGGGGGCAUGACAAAAGAGAGCCGUCUGCGAAAUCGAUCAGCCCGUAACACUAACCAUUCAAUUGUACCACCUCCGAAUGCUAACAAUCUAUCCUACGCUGAAACAAACCAUAAAGGACAGCGAGAUUUCGACUUGACACAGGACUGUACAGACGAUGCCGGAAAAAUAAAACAUAACGACAAUCCUUUCAUAGAACCUGCUCAAACUCAAACUGUGGUAGAUAUGAAAGACGUGAUGGUGUUAAAUGACAUUAUUGAGCAAGCUGCUGGUCGGCACAGCAGGGCAAGUGAUCACGGAGUCUCUGUUUAUUACUUCCCCACAGAGGACGACGACGAAGAUGGCCCAACGUUUAAGGACAAAGCCCUCGAGUUUCUGAUGAAGAUGAUCGACAUUUUCUGUGUGUGGGACUGUUGUUGGGUUUGGCUUAAAUUUCAGGAAUGGGUUGCUUUUAUUGUGUUUGACCCAUUUGUAGAGCUAUUCAUUACGCUCUGCAUUGUGGUAAAUACACUGUUUAUGGCUUUAGAUCAUCACGAUAUGGAUCCAGAUAUGGAAAAGGCACUGAAAAGUGGCAACUACUUCUUCACAGCUACAUUUGCCAUCGAAGCUACAAUGAAGCUCAUAGCAAUGAGCCCCAAAUAUUACUUUCAAGAGGGUUGGAAUAUCUUCGAUUUUAUUAUCGUAGCACUGUCUCUGCUAGAAUUGGGACUUGAGGGUGUUCAAGGAUUGUCAGUAUUACGAUCGUUCCGUUUGCUAAGAGUUUUCAAGCUGGCAAAAUCAUGGCCUACAUUGAAUCUUCUAAUUUCCAUCAUGGGACGUACAGUUGGUGCCCUUGGUAAUUUAACCUUCGUCUUAUGCAUCAUCAUUUUCAUCUUCGCCGUGAUGGGGAUGCAACUUUUUGGCAAAAACUACACAGAUAAUGUGGAUAGAUUCCCCGACCAUGAUCUGCCAAGAUGGAAUUUUACAGAUUUCAUGCAUUCCUUCAUGAUUGUGUUCCGUGUGCUAUGCGGAGAAUGGAUUGAAUCAAUGUGGGAUUGUAUGCUUGUCGGUGAUGUAUCCUGCAUACCAUUUUUCUUGGCCACUGUAGUGAUAGGAAAUUUAGUCGUGCUUAACCUUUUCUUAGCCUUGCUUUUGUCAAAUUUUGGUUCAUCAUCCUUGUCUGCACCAACGGCAGAUAAUGAGACCAACAAGAUUGCAGAAGCGUUCAACAGAAUAUCACGCUUUUCUAACUGGAUUAAAAUGAAUUUAGCAAACGCUCUCAAGUUUGUAAAAAAUAAAUUAACAAGCCAAAUAGCAUCCGUUCAACCGACAGGCAAAGGCGUAUGUCCAUGUAUAUCUUCAGAGCAUGGUGAAAAUGAACUGGAACUUACUCCAGACGAUAUUUUGGCGGAUGGACUAUUGAAGAAAGGAAUCAAAGAGCACAACCAACUGGAAGUAGCGAUUGGCGAUGGCAUGGAAUUCACCAUUCAUGGUGAUCUGAAGAACAAAGCAAAAAAGAAUAAACAAAUCAUGAACAACUCUAAGGUGAUAGGCAAUUCUAUUAGUAAUCAUCAAGAUAAUAAAUUAGAUCAUGAACUGAAUCAUAGAGGCGUGUCCUUACAGGACGAUGAUACUGCUAGUAUCAAAUCUUAUGGCAGUCACAAGAAUCGCCCAUUUAAGGAUGAAAGCCACAAAGGCAGCGCCGAAACGAUGGAGGGUGAAGAAAAACGUGAUGCCAGCAAGGAGGAUCUAGGAAUUGACGAAGAACUCGACGACGAAGGCGAGGGAGAUGAAGGUCCUCUGGAUGGAGAGCUGAUUAUUCAUGCAGAAGAAGACGAAGUGAUUGAGGAUUCACCGGCGGAUUGCUGCCCGGACAACUGCUACAAAAAAUUUCCUGUUCUUGCUGGGGAUGAUGACGCGCCGUUCUGGCAGGGUUGGGGAAAUUUACGUCUCAAAACGUUUCAGCUAAUAGAAAAUAAGUAUUUUGAGACAGCUGUAAUUACAAUGAUUCUGCUUAGUAGCUUAGCUUUGGCCCUCGAAGAUGUGCAUCUUCCACAGCGCCCAAUCCUUCAAGAUAUUCUUUAUUACAUGGAUCGAAUUUUCACAGUGAUCUUUUUUUUAGAGAUGUUAAUCAAAUGGUUAGCUUUAGGUUUUAAAGUAUAUUUUACAAAUGCUUGGUGUUGGCUUGAUUUCAUUAUCGUGAUGGUAUCUUUGAUAAACUUCGUUGCUUCACUUUGUGGAGCUGGUGGUAUUCAAGCAUUCAAAACCAUGCGAACUCUUAGAGCCCUGAGACCACUACGUGCCAUGUCCCGUAUGCAGGGAAUGAGGGUCGUCGUGAAUGCGUUGGUUCAAGCUAUACCGUCCAUCUUCAACGUGCUGCUGGUUUGUUUGAUAUUCUGGCUAAUAUUUGCAAUCAUGGGGGUGCAAUUAUUUGCUGGCAAAUACUUCAAGUGUGUGGAUAAAAAUAAAACUACAUUACCUCACGAAAUUAUACCGGAUGUAAAUGCUUGCAAAGCCGAAAACUAUUCAUGGGAAAAUUCACCAAUGAACUUCGAUCAUGUAGGUAAAGCAUAUUUGUGUCUGUUUCAAGUAGCCACAUUCAAAGGAUGGAUACAAAUAAUGAACGAUGCUAUUGAUUCUAGAGACGUCGGUAAACAGCCUAUACGGGAAACGAAUAUCUACAUGUAUCUGUACUUUGUGUUCUUUAUUAUCUUUGGGUCAUUCUUCACGUUGAAUCUAUUCAUUGGUGUUAUAAUUGACAACUUCAAUGAACAGAAAAAGAAAGCUGGUGGAUCGCUAGAAAUGUUCAUGACAGAGGAUCAGAAAAAGUACUAUAAUGCAAUGAAAAAAAUGGGUUCGAAGAAACCUCUAAAGGCAAUUCCUCGUCCAAGGUGGCGGCCUCAAGCAAUAGUUUUUGAAAUAGUGACGAACAAAAAGUUUGACAUGAUUAUCAUGUUGUUCAUCGGAUUCAAUAUGUUAACUAUGACACUGGACCACUACAAACAAUCAGAAACUUUUAGUGCUGUUUUGGAUUACUUGAAUAUGAUAUUCAUCUGCAUAUUCAGCAGCGAAUGUUUAAUGAAGAUUUUUGCACUUCGUUAUCAUUACUUUAUCGAGCCAUGGAAUUUGUUUGAUUUUGUUGUCGUCAUUCUUUCGAUUUUGGGCCUUGUUCUAAGUGAUAUCAUUGAAAAAUAUUUUGUAUCUCCCACACUUCUACGAGUCGUGCGAGUGGCAAAAGUGGGCCGAGUAUUGCGUUUGGUUAAAGGAGCCAAGGGUAUCCGAACGUUGCUGUUUGCAUUAGCAAUGUCGCUACCUGCACUAUUUAACAUCUGCUUGUUACUCUUUUUGGUGAUGUUUAUAUUUGCCAUUUUUGGAAUGUCAUUUUUCAUGCACGUCAAAGAUAAGAGUGGCUUAGAUGACGUGUACAAUUUUAAAACGUUUGGCCAGAGCAUGAUUUUACUAUUUCAGAUGUCAACCUCGGCUGGGUGGGAUGGUGUUUUAGAUGGUAUUAUCAAUGAAGAAGACUGUCUUCCACCAGACAAUGAUAAGGGCUAUCCGGGAAAUUGUGGUUCAUCAACAAUUGGCAUAACGUACUUAUUGGCGUAUCUUGUAAUAAGUUUCCUUAUCGUUAUUAACAUGUACAUUGCUGUUAUCCUCGAAAACUACUCGCAAGCUACGGAAGAUGUUCAAGAAGGCUUAACUGAUGACGAUUAUGAUAUGUACUACGAAAUAUGGCAGCAAUUCGAUCCUGACGGUACACAAUACGUUCGAUAUGAUCAGCUAUCAGACUUUUUGGAUGUGCUGGAACCGCCUCUACAGAUUCAUAAACCAAAUCGUUAUAAGAUUAUUUCGAUGGAUAUUCCGAUAUGCCGCGGAGAUAUGAUGUUCUGUGUCGAUAUUCUAGAUGCACUAACGAAAGAUUUUUUUGCUAGAAAAGGAAAUCCUAUAGAAGAAACAGCCGAAUUAGGUGAAGUUCAACAACGCCCAGACGAAGUUGGUUACGAACCAGUAUCAUCAACACUUUGGAGGCAGCGUGAAGAGUACUGUGCUCGACUGAUACAGCAUGCGUGGAAACGCUAUAAACAGCGUCACGGAGGCGGAACAGACGCUUCAGGAGAUGAUCUUGAAAUAGAUGCCUGUGAUAACGGUUGUGGUGGUGGUAAUGGCAAUGAAAAUGAUGAUAGUGGAGAUGGUGCAACAGGUAGUGGUGACAACGGAAGUCAGCAUGGUGGUGGCAGCAUAAGUGGCGGAGGAGGAACUCCUGGUGGUGGUAAAAGUAAAGGAAUUAUUGGCAGUACUCAGGCUAACAUAGGCAUAGUGGAUAGUAAUAUAUCACCAAAGGAAUCACCGGAUAGCAUCGGCGAUCUCCAAGGUCGUCAGACGGCCGUUCUUGUGGAGAGCGACGGAUUUGUGACGAAAAACGGUCACCGUGUCGUCAUACACUCUCGAUCUCCCAGCAUAACAUCGCGAACGGCAGAUGUCUGAGCCAGGUCUCGCCCCCCUCUCUCGGAUUCAGAUUCCGAAGCACGGCAGAAAUAAUAUUUGAAAUGACAUGCAAUGUAAGGUUUAAGCAUUCAAAGAACAUCAACAGACUCUCUUAAACGCAUGCUAUCUUAUGUAAAUGUAAAAAGUCAUUCAAAAAGCAAAAUGGCAUGAAACACCUCGUUCUAUACAAUGGAAAAGAGAAUCCCAAGAGAAAAAAGGUUGUUUUGCUGGUGCUGAAACACUCUAGCACAAUCAUUCAGACAGUGAACGUUAUAACAUAAUAUAAGCAUGGAAUCUAUCAUAGCAGCAAAGGGCGCCUAUCAAAAAAUAAUUAUUAUGGAAAAGAACCAAUCAUUCCUUUGUCGCUAAAUCCCUUGACACAGAUAUUAAGUCCAUAGCCAACAAUAAUCUCGCUCUUUUUCAUCAAAUUUAUAGAUCAAGCAACUUACAUGAAACACGGAACAGAUUUAAAAAAAAAUCAAUACAAACAUUUGUUUAUGUUACAAAUUAUUCAAUGAUCUUACAAUAGACACUUUUUAUAGAGACUUUGAGCCAAUUGGUCUCAUUUGCCUCUUACAAUUCACACAUAAACCAAACAACAACGUACACUUAUUAUUAUUGUUUUAUUGCAAUAUAAACAUAGCUUGGUUGAUCAAAAAUGCCUUCAUUGGACUGAAUUUGUCAAACCUGCUUUCUGAAAGGUAUUUUGUCUCAAUAUUACUUCUUUUUAGCACUAGUAAAGGUCCCAUCACAUUGAGGAAUAUGGAAUAGAAUUAUUACGUCAUAACGCUUUUCACAGCUUUAAUCUCAGCCAAAAAUGAAUUGCUCCUGGCCAAUGUAGAUUCUGUCAAGACAGUGGCGGAUUUAGGGUAUCGGGGGCCCUGGGCGGUAAGACGAGAUGAGGCCCCCUGUAAAUGGUAAAUGGUUUGCGGGAGUGGGGUGCAAAGGAAUCGCCAGCGUCAGCACUCCAACGUACAUCCUUCCGGGGCCCUUGUCGCUAGUACUCUGUAGUAUGCAGUAUGUAUAAAAGUGGACAGACUAGCGAUUUACGGGGCCCUUAAAUUGGCAGGGCCCCAGACGACCGCCUAGUAUGCCUACCGUUAGAUCCGCCGCUGUGUCAAGAAGGAAAAUCAGCACUCUCAAAGUGUACAACGGUGGUUUAUUGAGUAAGAAACACAUAAACCAGGUAUGAGAGUUUCUUCCCAAAACUAAUUCAACACAAAAUAGUUAUUUACAUGAACCACUACCAAUAACAGAAAGACAUGUUUUACAUAAAAUUCCGUUCCAUUAUUCCGAGUGUGUUUUUACAUUUGCGGAGCAGAUUUUUCUGUCAAAUGAGGUCAGCGACAGAUAAUUUCCGAAAUUAUUCCUGUAAUGUAAUUGGGCUUUUAAGUAUACUCAUAAGUGCGUAUGCUUGUGUAAAGUAAAACUUAAUUUCAUGAAAAUUUUCAUCUAAACCUUGUGAAACCCUUAUCAACAAUAGAACAAAAAAUAAGGAUGCAAUAAUACAUUUUUAGCACAAUUUCAAAUGAAAUAAACCGAUUUAUUUAGACGAACCAACUAUAUUAUCAUCUUUUUUUUAUUUGCCGCAACAACUGUUGUCGGUGAACGCCAGCCGAAUAAAUUAUAAGCAUUGCUGUAUUUGAUUGAUUAGUGUACUAGUCAGUCAGUCCUGCCUAUGGGGAGCUCGAUCGAUUCCAUUAUAUGGUCGAUAAUGGGCAUGUUCUGAGGUUUUAAUUUGUAUGUAUCUGAUAUUCCAAUUAUAUUUUAUUUUUCGUUGAAUAUAAACUCACUGAAUUAUAGUCGAGCAAUUAAUGCAAAUGAUUUACAUUAGCAGUUCAAAUUAUAUGUUAAGAACAUCAAAUCUACAUAAAUUCAUUUUUUUUUUUGUUAAUUUCUACUCGGUAAAUCUGUGUGUGUUUUCCACUGUUACAAAUCAAUGAAUGUUGCUUACCUAUGUAAGCAGAAACUUUAUGAUUUAAGCCGAAUUAAAUCCGCAAUUCAAGGAUAAUAUCCUACGGCCUUACGCUACUGUGGAGGAAUAAUUUAAAAAACAAAUUUUCCAUGACCAAUAGAGAAUUGGAUGAACCCUGUGAGUAAUGAUUUGUACUCCUUAUGCUAUGUUAUUUUAAACAAAACCAGCCAAAUUACAUAUGCCAAUAUUAAUUGAAACACAUUCACAUGCGCAUCUAACCAUCAAAAUGCAACUACGUCAAACGAAAUCUGUCUCACACUAGCAAAGCAAAAUCAAGCUUGGCCAAUUUCAUUGUUAAUAUGUUUCUGCGUGCAAUCAAAAAGCCACCAACAAAGAGGAAUGAGAGAUAUAAAUGAUUUUGGAAAAUAUUAAAAUAAGGCAUAAUCAUUUAUAUCAAAGUGCAAAUAAACAAAAAUCAAAUGCGAGGGGUCGGGGCGAGCCUUUAAAUGUAAUGUUUAUAAUUAUUGAAAUUAAAUAGAAAUAAAUUAUACCCACUCUUAUACACUAAAAUAACAUUCCAACAUAAGAUCACCGGUUCAUAAUCAAAAACGGACAUUUCAACAACAUGGACAGAACCUACAAAAUAUAAUGCUUUUUAACAUUAACGAAUAUUGCCAGCAUAUGAACGUCCGUAACAUUACAAUGCGAUUGGUUCUUGCUAAAGAGUGGCAAGAAAAGUAGAUAAAUCAAAGAAAACUUAAAAUAUGGAAAUAGUUUCGAAAGGAGAACAUAAUUAAUGAAUCAAUAGAAAAAAAAACAAAGCCAAGGUUUGUCCAAGUUCCGUUGUGAACAUAUUUUUAUUAUUUUUGAGCCGGAAGCAAUUUACUUAGUAUCUAGACGAUACGAAGUAUUAAAAGGAGCUUCAUGUAACGAAACUGCUAACGAGUAUGCCAGAAUAAAACGCAAGUGUUAUGAAACUCUAUCGAUGAGUGGCAAGAGGUAAAUGCUUGAAUAGAAGCAUUAUAGGCAGCAGAAGUUAAUCAAAAGGCUUAUAUAUCAAUCAUUUUUAGACAAAAACAACCUCUGAAUAAUGAGAUAACACAAAAUGCAAAUGAAAGCAACUGAAUGGUUGAUAAGCUUGGUAAAUCAGCGUUACACGCAUACGCACCAACAAACAAACAAAAAAGCAAACAACGUCGUAAGGUUGCUAUAUCUUAACACGAUAUUUCUUUAUAUGUUAUAGGUUCUCUUUUUACUGAUUGCUUCAUCAGAAUGCUUUUGUGAUAUUUAAUAAAAACUAAGACAUAGGGAAGAAAACACACAAAUGCUUUUGGUAGUGUCGUUUCCGACUUGGUACGGAUAACAAACAGAACGGAUUAGCCUUCUGCAGUCGUUUAUAAAGUAUAUUAACUAUAGCCUAAGCCGGUUUUAAACAUUGGAAAUCGCUCCUUAUAAUUAACAUCCCAAUUUUAUAGAUUCACAUGCAUCGUUAUAGUUUGUAACAAAAUAUUACGUAUGAAACACUGCCACAGACAUGCAUUCGCUCACUUUACAGCACCUAAAGCUUAUCUCUUACCAUAUCGUUGAAGCAUAGCGAUUUUCGAGAUUAUUUUUACUGUUAAAUUAAAUUUAAAAUACUUGAAUGUUUUUUUUUUUUUUUCAAAUCAUAAUCCCUUUCCUUAUAUCGCUUCCAUAAAUUCAAACAUAUAUGCUACUAACUAUGCUCACUACAUUGUGAAUUACGAUUACAUGAAUAGCUGUGCAAAGAGAUCGUUAGAAUGUUUAUGUCGUUCUUUUAAACAUAUUCUGUUCUUUCAAAUAUUUUGUCAAGGGUAUUAUGCUUUUACAUUGAAACCAUCAAACAAGAAAAUUAAUAGAGACAAAGGGUAAUCCUGUAGCUAGGUACAACUUCGCUUGUUAAAAAUUGAAUGUUGGUGAGUGUAUAAUUGCCAUUCAUCAAAUACUUUACGUAAACACUUCGAGUACAUUAACUUCGUAACUUCGAAUACAUUAAAGAGAACGCCCACCAACACAGGUACUGCAAAACAUGGGUCGCAACACAAACAUAUACCAAAGAUUAAAAAUCAAUCUCUUACAAAUUCAUGCAAUCCCAGUGGUAUGAAAAAGGCAAAAUAAACUUUUAACAGCUUCGGUUGUCAAGACAUGAACAGGCAAGAAAUUGAUGGAAAUAAGCUAUUAAAAAUUUCACAUAAUCAACAUAACUUACCCUUAGUCAUGCAAUAGUGAUGGAUCGUACGAUUCAUUUCACGACCCGACCUGGAGUGCGAGUCUGUCGGAAUCGAUUCCGACCCGUGGAUGCAGCGGUAGACCAAGGUCGGAGUCGGAAUCAAAUCCGACCCGAGGGUGCCGCGAGUUCGAGGCGGUCCUAAUGUUCAGAGGUGGCAGAAAGCAUACGCGAUUCCAACCCGUUGGUACAGCGAUUUCGGGUCUGAUCGGGUCAAAGCAGGUUCAAUACUACUCGGGUCAAAGUGCGCACCCAAGGGUCGGACUGAACCUACCUUGGUCGGAUCCGACCCGAACUCGGUGCACCAACGGCUCGAAGUCGCUUAUGCUCUUGCACCUAACGGAAUCGUUGCACCUAUUGAUGUUACUUUUACCUUUCAGGUCGACCCGUGCAGCUUCUGUUUGCUUACGGAUGGCUUUGACCAGGUAGCUUCGAGUCGACCCGCCCGACACUAAGGCACAAGUGUUCUAGCAUAAACAUUCCUUUACAAAAUCACACAUGCAAACAUAUUUCCACAAGUCAGACAUAAAUGUUCAAUACGGAUUGCUGUUAAGAACAUUCAAAACAAAACAUUAUUAGCGAUUCAAAGUACACCAAUAGGACUUAUUACAGAUGCUUUCUAAUUUACGUUCACGCAGCCUAUAUCUUUGCUGAAGAAUCUUUCCCGUUUCACCAGAAACAAGUGUCGAAAAAAUUCCCCCAUUUUUACGUUAACACAUCACGAAUCUUUGUCGGAAACAAACAUCGUAAUUUUAUAAAAUAUUUUGUAACAUCGCCGGUUUUUAAGUAAACCAUAAUAUUCCACCGUUAGGAAACUUUGACCUUGGAAAUCGAAAAAGCAAUCGAAAAAUCAUGUUUAAAUACGAAAACACACAAUUAUUCGCUCCACCUGUUAAAAUAUCGCCAUAAGAGACACUUGCUAUCUAUCCAGCGAUAGAUAGCUAAGAUAGCUCGAAAAAGAUUUGCCGAAGUUUACUUAACUACCCCUGUUAAAAGUGUGUUUAGUAGAUUUUUUUUAGAAAAAUAUGGGUAGUGUAAACGUCCUUAUAACCAUGUUUUGUUUUAUAAUAUGCCUCAAUACAUUAUUACAUUAUUAUUACAAUUUCAUAAAAAAAUAAGGAAGCAACAAUCUGUUAACAGUAAAUCUAUCGAUUUGUUUUACUUUUACAUCUUUAUUAACAAAAUAUCGUGAGAGGUCCAUGAAACAACCCAUCUUAUAUGGAAUAAAAAAUGUUCGCUUGAAGGGGUAGGGAUAAUCUCAUCCCAAAAAUAGUAUGAUGAAACGAGAAACAAUUUCGAUGUAACAAAUUCGGAUACAAAAACAGCAAAACGCUAAACAAGUGAAGAUAAUAAAAGCGUAAAUAUGGAAGAAGCCACUUAGCUAGAAUUGAUAAUACAGGUAAUGUUUUCGUAAAAUUGCGCAUAUUGUCCAUUUGCUCACUGUCUAUUUGUUAGCGCUAGAGCUGAACGUGCAUACAUACUUGUGCUUUUGUAAUACUUGAAAAUAUCCAAUUUUCUGUCUUACGGGAAUUUAAAUUCGAAACCAAAUUCGAAGGACUAAAUUGACUCGCAACAAGUGAAAAAUAGAUAGAUUUAAAAACACAACAACAGAAGCUAUUGAAUCAAGUGUAUAUCUUAAAUUUAAAAAUAAUUAAAUAAAUUGGUAUGAGAAAUAAACCACGAUAAAAACUUCAGGUUUAAAAAAAAUCACGCUCUCAAACAAUGGACAUUUCAAUAAGUUAAAUUAUGCGGGGAAUAGAUCUAACAACGAUUCACGCCGAGAACUAGUUACUUUAUUGUAAAAAACCGGCAAGAACCACAAAACGUAGAAGUAACUGGAUUAACCCAGUAAACGUUUAAAAACACCAGGCGCGCUUUUAGCUGUACUUAAUCACCUUUAAUAAUCAAGAUAAAGUGUGACACAAACAAAUUUAUUGCACUCGCAUGCUUUCGCAUCAGCAAUGUACAGCAUUUAAAAGCAAAAACAAUAAUUGUGGCAUGAAUAAACAGGAGAAAAAAACGAGAAACAUAUGAAGCCAUAAUACAGAAGUUCAUUUACCACAGAUAUAUUGUAUUGAGGGAGAAAAGUCCCACAUGUCCAAAAACAAACAACAAUUUCAGUGCCUUUUUCAAAAAUAAAUGUGCAAGAAAUAAAAUUCCAAAGUCGAGCCAUGACAUUACAAGGAUUCAAUUUGAAACAAACGGUAUGAAUCGAAAGAAUGGACAAGUAUUCGCUUAUAUCUAAAGUGCAAGAAUAUAAACAAGAACAUUCUAUCGCGAAAUAUAUAACUGGGACUGGAAUGUUUUAAAUCACAUAUGAUUUCUCUAAAGAUCCAUAAAUGAAGGUAAUAUGCAUAGUUGAACAAACAUUACGAAUCGAUAUUAGAGAUGAGAAGGAUUCAAUACAGCAACAAAAACAAACCAAUGUAAAAUAAUCAUAAUCACGCCUCCUCUGUUAUACAUCAGCUUCUUUGUUAUUGUAAUAAACCCGAUACGCGAAAGGAAACCAAAGAAACAAAGUUUAUAAACAUUCUUCAAGUUAUCAGUUGCGUUGGUAAGCUUUUUAUGUAGCACAUUGUCAAUUUUUAAGCAGAGGAUAGUUUUUCUUUAAUGUAUUGUUAAACCUGUUUUUAAUCACCAGCUAUAAGUUUUAAAAAUAUUUAUUUUAUUUCAAUACACUUUAGAACUACUACACAUUGAAGUAUUAUUAUAAGAGCCAGUCCACAUGAUUUUCUAAGCAAUUGCUACGGCUAAAAGCUACCUAGGUAUAAAAGACUUUGUCCAGCAGGGGUGGAUGCAGUGAUUCUUUCUAGUAUAGACUAAGAAGGAAUUGUAUUUGCGUAUGCCAAAUGGAAGCAAAUAUUUCAAUAGCUUACAGCUUAAACGCAUUACUGAAAAUUAAGCUUGCUAAUUGAAGUAGCGAUAAAUGACGAAGUAAUUAACAAGAUAAUCUAUUCAAUCGAACUCGACCAAGUUCACUCGUUCUAGCCAUAUUAUGUACAAUCAAGAGAAAUGUGAACGCCACUUCAAGCGAACAUUUAUUGCAGAUGGAAAAAAGACAUAACUGUUGCAACAAAAUGAUUGAAAGCAAUCGAAUUAUACAGAAAACACUACAGAAAAAAAUGACAUGCAGAAAUGAAGAUACAAACAAAACAUAUAAAAGAACUGUGAACGGAAUAAUAACGAAGAACUAUGAACAAAUGGUGAAAAAAACAAUAGUUUGGAAAUCUCACCCAUUAUGCUUUGUGAUAAAAAUUAUCACCAGAAUAUCUUAAAAAGCACCAGCACACUGUGUUACGAAAUUUCUUGUUUAUUUAUGUGACGUCAUUACUUAAAUAAAACUUGUUAUGAAUUUAUUGUAAUUAAUGAUGAAAUAUCCAAUUAUCAGCUACUUCAUUUCUGGUGUUAUUAAUUAAACUGUUUGCAUAAGUUGUUUUCAGUUAUAGUACAAAGUAUAAGAAGAAUCAAUAUACACAGCUACUUCCCCAGCUAUGAGUAUUACUUCUACUUACCAUUGCUUAUAGAGAGAGCCUACCUGUUUCGAAAAAUCAGUAAUAAUAUGCUAAAGACAAGUGCCAUUUUUAAUAUAAUUCAUAAUAGUUUGUAUUCAUAACAUUAUAUUGCUUAUGUUUCAAUAGCUUAUCAUUGUCCCCUUGUCCGAAUCGAUUUUGGAAUAAGCUAGUUGAAUGUACCUAGAUCGCCUUUUGGUUUUGUACAACGUGUUGGAGAUUAUGGAAAAAAGAGAUAACCGAUAUCAAGAAUUAGUCAAUUAGGCUUUUUUUUAUUUAUUCAAAAUCUGUGACAUAACUAUGAAUUGUAACAGCACGGAAUAUUUCGUGACCAUUUUUCUUCUAUAAAAUUCUGCAACACAUGUCAUAACAAUACGAAAUGUGUCCAUGGCAUAAAAUGUGUACAAGAACUGCACACGCUACAAUAAAUGUAGCAGGGAUCGUUUUGUAAAUGGUGUAUACAUCCUUUGCACUUGUACUGGAAAUGUUUAAAAGUAUACUAUAUUCCCCACUUCUAAACAUAUCACAGCUAAAAGCAAUGUUCUUUUUCUUACUUACAUUGGAAAAGAUCUAUUUCAUAAUUCCUUUGAAGUAAAAGUCCUGGUUGAAAACUGUUCACGAAACAAUUCCGAGGUCAAAUUCUAUGUCUUCCCAAUAGGAUUUGGCUUCACUGCUAAGAUUCAUUGAACUAUUUUUUAAAAAUAAUUUUCUACAUGAUAAUUUGUAUGCAAAAAGUCUAUCAGACCCAGGUCUAAAAUUGUUCGUUUUUAUUGCAAAGCGUAUUUGAUAGAUCAAUUUUUGUUUUUUAACAUAUAUGUAUCAAAAGUUUAGUUAUAGUUAUAUAAGUUAUAUGUAUUAAAACCCGAAAUAUUGUUUUAACAUAAUGUAUCAUGAACUCAAAUCUAUACUUGGAAUAGUUCAAUAGUUAGACAAUGUCAGCAAUUUUGUCAUUCUGAAUCCCUACUAUUUUUUUCUACUUUUUUUUAAGUAAGUGUCGUUAUUUAUUUGUAAACAACAUCUCAACUCCCGUUGUUUCAUUGAAUUAUUUUAUUUAAAGGGUUCCGGUCUGCCUUUACCUAUUUUCAAACCCAGUUUUAAGUUAAAAAACAAACUUCAAAGUUAAAAUUUAAAUACAAAAUCCAGAAGGCAAAACCAAAACUAGAUUAAGGUACAUUUUUAGUGAUCACCAAACAAAUACCCUGUUAAAUUUCAUGUCAUAGUGAAUUUUCCUUCCCCUGCAUCUAUCAAAACAUCACAUGUACAACAUGAAACAUUUGUUUUCAAGGUGUUAAUAUAUAGCUUUUUUCGAUACAUCAUUACACCAUAUCUCAUUUUUACUUAGAAAACUGAACCAAAAUUGGUCUACUCUACCAGUUAUGAAGCUAAUAGCAAUAUAUUAUGUAACAUAUUUUACUAUGUUCUGUAGGCAUGUUACAUCCCAUUACAUAGCUUACAUCUUUUUAUUAAAAUCUGAAAGUAAUGCGAUUUUUCUCUUUUUAUUGAUAGCAAUACUUGCAAGUCUCAAGAUUCCAUCAAAAACAUAAAUUCACAAGAACAAAUCCUACAAAUUCACAUAAACAACAAUUUCACAUAGAACAACAUGAACUGUCUCAUAAAUCUGUAAAGUUUUUUGGGAAACAGUAACAAAAAAGACCGCUAAUGAAAACGAUGAUGCUACUGUAUGAGCGAUGAAAACACAACAAAAGAUUAUAGAUUUAUUAUCCAUUAUGAUUAUUGUAAAAGAAAAAAGUUGUUGAAGUUUGUACAAAUAAAAUAAAUGAUAAAAUAUAGAACUUGACUGCUUUAGAAAUUGUGUUUCGAUUGAUGUGUUCUAUAGAAUCGUCUAGAAAUUUUCACAUUUUUCUUAUAUUGGCCCCUUAAUCUUCUUGAAAGUUGAAAUUUCAGCCUGUCCGUGAAAAAGUAUUCAUCAUCUGGGUUGUUUCCAUUUGACAGUUACGUUAUGCCAUAUUAAAUUUUACCAUUUGUCAACAAACAAAUGUGUAUUUUAAAAUCAUGUGAAUAGUUUGAAAUGGAUUAUAGUACAGUAGAACGUCGAUUAUCCGGGCAGCUCGGGACCGGAGGUUGCCGUUUUAUCGAUUUGUAUGGAAAAUGAUCCAAGAAAACGUUCCGUUCGUGUACUAUCUGCCUCGGCCGCUGGUCCACUUCCGGAGUUUCGCACCCCUCCAGCAACAAAAACUUCAAUCGCCUCCGCAACCACGACAUUACGACACAUCACAUACACCCCAAUCGCUGCUGCAACCACACAGUAGUUGUGACCUGCUACCACACCUUGCCCUAAAUGACAACGGCUCCUCCGAAACUGUAACUAAAACGGCCUAUACGGCUCAGCAAGUACGAUCGCUUCAACACUCACAUCGCCCGCAGCCUCAGCACGCAACCCUCGUACGUCUUUGCCGGUGUGCCACCAUAUCGGCAUUCACCAUCUUGCCGGCACUUCCAUCACCAACGUAACAACACAUAUACUGCCUGCGCUUUCGCACUCAAUAGAGUCGCCCGUAUCCAUAUACUACCAAAAUGUACGUGAAAUGCGUCCGGUAAGAUUCGUUUGUCAGUAUCAGAAUCUUAACUUGAUGUAAUUGUAUUGACAGAAUCAUGGUCAUUAAUAAGAGUCUACCAUCCGCACUUUUCUUCGCCGUCCACCGUUUCUUCCAUCCUUUGAAAGCCCCGUAGACCUCCUGUGACUCGAAUUACUAUGCAUUUGCUUACAACUCAUGAAUACCCUCGUGUAUGUUGCGGUUAUUUUCCUUCCACCCGAGCUUAGACAAAAUGAACACACUUUGGGGGAAAUCCACGACUGCAUACGCACAAUCUGCGCAAUUACUUACCCGGAAGACGGGAUAUUUGCUAGUCUAGUCUCGACUAGUAUAAGUGCCCUGCACGCAACGAUAAAUUCGGUUCAAUGUGUAAUCUAUGCCCCGGAAUUAUCUGGAAUGCCCGAUAGCGAUAUCAUAGAAGAACUAAAAGAACUGAACGUAGUGGAGGUUCGGCGCUUUAUACGAAAAACAAACCAUGUGAUCACACCAACAAACUCUAUCGUCUCUCAUCGCAAUGGAUUGUGCCAUCUGCUCUUCUACCAUCGCCAAGGAUCCGGUUCUCUGCUGUGGAAAUUUGCCUUAUUCGAAAUGCAAGGCUGCGUUUCAUCCAGAAUGCAUUAAAAUUGCUGCAGCUUGUGUCAAAGAGAUGGCCCGUAAUCGUGGCCUUUGCUGGAUGUGUGAAAAGGGUCGUGAAUCUAGAGCCGACUUCGUUUCUUUUAUUUCUGGUUUGAUGAGCGAUCUGAAAAAUGAGAUGAGAAAUGAACUGUUUCAUGAGCUAGAUAAACGGUUCACUCACUUGCCUUCAUCCAAAUUACCAUCCACUAAACCUACAAAUACAGCUACAAGUGCACCAAAGCAAACUGGUAUCCCCACUACAAGUUUAUUAUCCGUUAACGCAUACCACACUGAUCCUGACAAUAUAGAGUUAUCCACGCCUGAAUCCGUUAAACUAGACACUAUUUCACGCACACACCCAUCAGAGCGUACCGAAACGUCGAUCACCGAAUUCUCUCACCCAGCUCUUCACAUUGGCACUUCUAACGACUUAACCAUGAACAGCGCUAUACAGUUUAUACCAGCACCAGAACCAAAAACAUGGAUUUUUAUUACGAGAGUUGCACCAAAAGUUACCGAAGAAAGCAUGAAAACAUUUAUUCCAGGGAGAUUGAAUUGCACUAACUGUUCCGUGAAACGUAUUUUGCCCAACGGCCGCGAUCCAAACGCUCUCACAUACAUAUCAUUUAAAGUUGGUGUCUCUUCUGAACUAAAAGAGAUCGCGCUCUCUCCCACGACUUGGCCGUGUGGUUUUGUUUACAGAGAGUUUAACUUUCGCCCACGCGCUCCCAAAAUAUCCACACCAUAUUCGGGAUUCACGUUACCUGCAUCGCUUUAUCCUCAAUCAGCUGUUCGGGAACCUGCGAAAACAAACACUACUCACCAGGACAUGAAUCUCACCAACACUAUCACAUCACCACAGCCGUCUACUUCUUACUCGAUCUCUACCGCGGUUAUACAAACAAACGCUGCAUCAACAACAGAACCGCAAAUAAAUAUUGCUGGCAACUCUUCCGGAUCACCUUUUUUACACAAACAAUAACGUGUCCGCGCCGACACGAUGUAUCACUAAAGGAUCCUUUCUAUAUUUUCUAUCAAAAUGCUAGAGGUUUACGCCCAAAAAAUACCGAAUGCUUUACCAGUACAGCUAUUUCCGAGUGGGAUGUGAUCGUUCUCACCGAAACCUGGCUCACCGAUAGUUACCAAUCUUCUCUAUUGUUUGACAGCCACCGCUACAAUACAAUACCGAUUGGAUCGCUCUGCCAUAAAUAGUGAUAAAUGUAUUGGUGGAGGAGUUCUCAUUGCCACGAAUAUCAAAUAUGCGGCUUCGCUGUGCACUACUAAUACAUCAUCAAUUGAGUGUCUUUGGGUGCGUGUAAUAGUUUUGGAUGUUUCCCUAGUCAUCGGCUCAUUCUACCUCCCUCCUGACCAAGCUGCCAACCCCGAUGUUAUAAAUACUUUCUGUACUACGCUACAUGAAACUAGGGAAAAAUAUAAAGACGAUCAUUUGAUUAUUCUCGGAGAUUUUAAUCAACCCUAUCUUAAAUGGAUUACUCGGAACGAUUUUCCUUCGCUUGACUUUAGCAACUCCCGAAUACAUCCUACCUACCAAAUUCUCCUCGAUGAAAUUAAUUUGGCCGGCCUUCAGCAAGUUAAUUCAAUCACCAACUGUAACAAUACUAUACUUGAUUUAAUUUUUGCGGAUGACCAGACCGUUGAACGAUUGAGCCCAUUAGAACUGAGUUUAGAAUCCAUAGUUGAACCUGAUCCACAUCACCCUGCUCUACUUACCCAGCUUCAUGGUUCCGCAACAGAAUUUGUCGUCUUCUGAGUCCCCAGAACGGAGAGAUUUGAACUUUAUACGUACGAAAUUUGAUGAAUUAACAAUAGCGCUAACUCAAACCAAUUGGGAAUUAUUAAAGUCUAACCACGAUAUCAACGAUAGCGUAUUAAGCUUCUCAAAUCAUCUAAAUGGAUUAUUCGAACAGUUUGUUCCCUGCUUUAAUCCUCCAUCGAAACCACCGUGGGCUAAUAAUGCACUACGCGUCGCCAAACGCGUCGCCGGAGAUCUAAUGCCCAACAAAAACUGCGCAGUCUUCGAAACAGGACCAACCAAGCAAACUUUGCUCCCGCUGCUCGGAUUUACAAACAUUUAAACCGUUUUGCGUAUGCUGACUACGUUAGAAAGAUCGAAUUCAGAUUCAAAAAGGAUCCACUAGCAUUCUGGAAAUUCAUACGGAAUAAGAAAUCCUGCGACCGUCUUCCAGCUGUAAUGAACUUCAAGGGAAACAUAAUUUCGGGUGAAGAUGACCUCUGCAAAGGUUUUGCAGAACAUUUUGCUUCCGUGUACACCUGCAAUUCUUCGAAACCUCUCAACCUAUCUUCAGCACUUUCCGCAAUCAACGACGCAGUUGACUUAUCCACAUCUAAUAUCAGUGAAGAUGAAGUCGAUGCUGCCAUAUCGCAACUGAAGCUUUCGUAUGCCUCUGGGCCGGACAACAUUCCCAGUGCAAUUCUUAUUCACUGUAAGGCUGCUCUUUUGCCUAUUCUGACUCAACUUUUCAACAAAUCCUUACAGUCGAAAUGCUUCCCGCAAAUAUGGAAAUCUUCUUACAUGUUUCCUGUCUUUAAAAAAGGAGACAAAUCUGAUAUAUGUAAUUAUCGCGGAAUCUCUAUGUUAUGUGCUUGUAGUAAGCUGUUUGAAAAAGUUAUGUUCCGCCACAUGUCCUACGCUUUCCUGCCUGUUAUAUCUGUUAUGCAACACGGCUUCAUGCCUAAACGUUCGAUUGAAACUAACCUGCUUCAUUUGCUUCAAUUUGGCUACUCCAAUAUUGACAAGGGCCUCCAGGUUGAUGUCAUUUAUACCGACUUCUGCGCUGCAUUUGAAAAGGUCAACCACUACUUAUUGCUUGCUAAAUUAUUAAAAUAUGGUGUACACUCAAAUUUUUUAGCAUGGUUAGAAAGCUACCUAAUGAACCGUUGCAUUAAUGUAAAAAUUGGAAAAACUUUUUCUGACCCUUUCUGUACCUUUUCUGCUUUUCUUUGUGUUCCACAAGGAAGCAUAUUAGGGCCAUUAUUAUUUAUUAUAUUUAUUAAUGAUAUUGUGUUUGCUGUUCCCAACGUCAAUGUUUUACUAUAUGCAGACAAUCUUAAGAUGUUCCUUGCUGUUGAAAAUUCAAAUCACUGCGAAAUACUUCAAGAUUCCAUAAACCGUUUUUUGACGUGGUGCCAUGAUAACGAAAUGUCUGUGAAUGUACAAAAAUGUAACUGCAUUACUUUCUCUAAGAAAAGGAUUCCAAUAACUUUUAAUUACAAAAUAGGUCAAGACAGUGUGCCGCGGUCAUCUGUUGUUCAUGAUUUAGGAAUAAUGUUAGACAGUGUAAUAUCCUGGAGAUUUGACCCCUGAUAAGACCAUAGUGCCCAAUAUGCCGGAUGAGAAUAUGACCAUCACCGUGACAACUGUGCGAUAAUCUGAAUGUCAAAAUAAAGAUCAUUCGUUUACGGAUCGUUGUACUGACAACA